Messenger RNA from Xiphophorus maculatus (southern platyfish), 2845 nucleotides. RefSeq names its product cytochrome P450 26C1 (gene cyp26c1). Lineage: Eukaryota; Metazoa; Chordata; Actinopteri; Cyprinodontiformes; Poeciliidae. The record is from RefSeq and is a predicted model, not a curated record. Bases 275 to 1873 code for a protein of 532 amino acids. Gene Ontology annotation, molecular function: heme binding; monooxygenase activity; iron ion binding. Gene Ontology annotation, biological process: sterol metabolic process. The transcript has 7 exons.
AGCUGAAGGUGGACCGCUGCGCUGCGCCGCGCCGCUGCGCCUAUAAAGCCGCUGCAGGAACCUCCAGGCUGGAGCCGCAGCAGGAGAACCAGAGGAUCUGAGGAGGAUCUGAGGAGGAUCUGAGGAGGAUCUGAGGAGGAUCUGGGUCUGCGGAGGAAACGCGUGUUGGAGCUCCAGUCUGACUGCGGACACAAAGCCGCUCCGAACCGCCGCCGGACUCCGUCUCUCCGCGCUGCCGCAGGUGGAUGCUGGGAAGUGGACCCGCUCGGAGGAGAUGUUCCCCCUGGCCCAGUUCGGGGCCCUGUCGGCCCUGGCCACCGCGCUCACCUCGGUGCUGUCGGCGCUGCUGCUGCUGGUUCUGACCCGGCAGCUGUGGAGCCUCCGCUGGAGCCUGACCCAGGACCCGGACAGCAGCCUGCCGCUGCCGCGGGGCUCCAUGGGCUGGCCGCUGGUCGGAGAGACCUUCCACUGGCUCUUCCAGGGCUCCAACUUCCACAUCUCUCGGCGGGAACGCCAUGGCAACGUGUUUAAGACCCACCUGCUGGGGAAGCCCCUCAUCCGGGUGACGGGUGCCGAAAACAUCCGCAAGAUCCUGCUGGGGGAGCACAACCUGGUGUGCACCCAGUGGCCCCAGAGCACGCGCAUCAUCCUGGGGCCAAACACACUCGUCAACUCUGUGGGAGACAUCCACCGGAGGAAGAGGAAGAUCCUGGCCAAGGUGUUCAGCCGGGGGGCGCUGGAGUCCUACCUGCCGCGUCUGCAGGACGUCAUCAAGGCGGAGAUCGCCAAGUGGGUCUCUGAGCCGGGGUCCAUCGACGUGUACGGCGCGGCCAAGUCGCUGACGUUCCGCAUCGCCGUGCGGGUUCUGCUGGGCCUGCAGAUGGAGGAGGAGCGGAUCGUCUACCUGGCCAAGACCUUCGAGCAGCUCAUGAACAACCUGUUCUCGCUCCCCAUCGACACGCCGUUCAGCGGCCUGCGCAAGGGCAUCAAGGCCAGAGAAAUCCUUCACGCCAACAUGGCGAAAAUCAUCGAGGAGAAGAUGGAGCGGCAGCAGCUGGACGACGACUACCAGGACGCCUUCGACCUCAUGCUGUCCGGUGCCAAGGAGCAAGGCCAGGAGCUCAGCAUCCAGGAGCUCAAGGAAACGGCCGUGGAGCUGAUCUUCGCUGCCCACUCCACCACAGCCAGCGCCUCCACCUCCCUGGUUCUGCAGCUGCUGCGCCACCCGGCCGUGGUGGACAAGGCCAGAGAGGAGCUGGAGGCCGAGGGUCUGGGAUUUCAGCCGGAGCGGAGCUGUGACCCGGCCGGCGGCGAGGUGGAGAACGAGCCGGAGGCCGCAGAGACGGAGACGACCCGCCUGCUGAGCGGUCGGCCGGACGGCGGCUCUCCUCGGCCUCAUGUCCCGUACCUGAGUCUGGAGAAGCUCAGCCAGCUCCGCUACAUCGACUGUGUGGUGAAGGAGGUGCUCCGCUUCCUGCCGCCGGUCUCCGGGGGAUACCGGACCGCCCUGCAGACCUUCGAACUAGACGGUUACCAGAUCCCUAAAGGCUGGAGUGUGAUGUACAGCAUCCGGGACACCCAUGAGACGGCGGCGGUCUUCCAGAGUCCGGAGCAGUUCGAUCCGGAGCGGUUCGGCCCAGAGCGGGACGAGUGGCGCUCGUCUCGGUUCAGCUACGUUCCGUUCGGCGGCGGCGUGCGCAGCUGCGUCGGGAAGGAGCUGGCGCACAUCAUCCUGAAGACUCUGGCCGUGGAGCUGAUCGGGACGUGCAAAUGGACCCUUGCUUCAGAGGAGUUCCCCAAAAUGCAAACGGUACCGAUCGUGCACCCGGUGAACGGGUUGCACGUACGAUUCUCCUACAGCAACCCGCUGUAGACGCAACAGAACUGAGACUUUACACUACAAACUGAGCAAAGGAUCAGAACCUCACCAGCCAGGCCAUCCUGCAGCACUUCAGCAUCAUCAUCAUCUCUAAAUGCAUCUUAAUUUAUUUAUGUCGCCUUUAUCCGGCAGACGUCGCUUCGUUGGACUGAAAGCACAUAAGCUAAGGUUUCUGUUCAGAGCUGUACAGAAACGAACAGAUCUCUCCGUCUUGUUCCCUUUCUACUGUCUGUAAAUGAGAUUUAAGUUAUUUCAUAUCAAAAAAAGCCAUCAGAGCAGAAGUUCUGCUGCUUCUCUAACUUCUACAUCACUGUGAACCAGGUCAUCUGAACCUUCAGAGUAUUUAACCUCAGACUUUAGCUCGGUUCUGGUUUUGGGUGAGUUUUCUUCUUCUGCUUCAUCUGGUUCGAUGUGCAGGUGUUGGAUCUGGAGGAUCAGAUCUGAACAGGAGUCAGUUCUCAUCAGAGCCUGAAAGGUUCAGAAAAACUGCAGUUUUUAGAGACAUUCUCCAGAUUCAGGAGGCGCUUCAGCUCUGGAAGCUGCUGCUGGAGUCAGAAACGAAACUUCAGAAAACGUGUACAUUCAAAAUGUUCUCUUCUUUUUUAUAUGGAUGUUUCAUAGAUCUGUUUCUGUGUGUGCUUUAAAUGAAGUAGUGUUCUGAAUAAGCUGUAUUUAAACGCAGAUGGGCCUCAUCUGCUGUAGAGACACUAACCUGUAAUGUAAGCCUGUUUUCUCCUUUAGGAUCUUUGUACUUAGUCUGUUGGUUCUGAUGUUGUUAUCGUUGGAGGACCGUUAGCAUGCUAGCGGCGCUGUGAAAUGUUAGCUACAGAUAGGUUUAUGGAAGAAGAUAGCACUUUCUCCACUUUAAGGAGUCUGUAUAUACUGUUGUCCUGGUUGUUCACUGAGGCUAUCAGAUUUAAAUUAGAAGAUACCAAACAAAGUUCUGGGAGUUUUUAUUUAUCUUGA